UGAUGGUCAAUUUCUUCCUUCUAGCUGCAAACACCCUGAGACGAGGUGAGGAUAAUCCGCACCCCCUGCUCCCCAGCCCCAACACUCGCACCCUUCGCAGGGAGCUCUCUGGCGCGCGCUGGUGAAGUCUAGUUGGCGCCCCCGCCCACAAGGGCGCCUUACUCCCCUGGGCGACAGUGGGGGAGUGGAGGGGGCGUCCCAGGAGAGCACCGGUCGUCCCGCCCCCGCCCCGGCCUCACGUGACUUCCUGAAAGCUUGAGGGACCCACCCCUGUCUCUCGCUUUCGAUUCCUGGUGGCCCCGGCGCGGGCCAUCUUGCAGGAGUCACAGUCGCAGUUGCAGCCAGUGAGGUGGGCCCCCCUCUCAGGAGCGCCAUGGCGGAGCUGUUCCCCCUGGCCGAGGAGCUGUCAUGCUCCAUCUGCCUGGAACCCUUCAAGAUGCCAGUCACCACCCCCUGUGGCCACAACUUCUGCGGUUUGUGCCUGGAGGAGACGUGGUCGGUGCAAGGCGCGCCGUACCGAUGCCCUCAGUGCCGCGCCGUCUACCAAGCGCGUCCGCAGCUGCACAAGAACACGGUGCUGUGCGCGGUGGUGGAGCAGUUCCUGCAGGCCGAGAUGGCCCAGGAGGCACUCCCCGACGGCUGGACGCCUCCAGAGCGCGCCACGGCUCCCAGCCGGGCUGGCCACGUUGCCUGUGACCACUGCCUGAAGGUAGCCGCCGUCAAGACCUGCGUGGUGUGCAUGGCAUCCUUUUGCCUGGAGCACCUGCUCCCGCACCGCGAAAGCCCCGCCUUCCGGGACCACCAGUUGCAGGAGCCCAUCUUCGAUCUGAUGCGUCGAAAAUGCCCGCAGCACAACCGGCUGCGCGAGUUCUUCUGCCCGGAGCACGACGAGUGCAUCUGUCACGUCUGCCUGGUUGAGCACAAGACCUGCUCGCCUGUGUCCCUGACCGAUGCCAGCCGAGACCUGGAGGCCAAACUGAAGCAUAAACUGACCAUCGUGUACAGUCAGGUCAAUGGUGCAACAAAGGCACUGGAAGAUGUAAGAGUCAAGCAGCAGAAUAUACGGGAGGCCACACAGAGGAAGAUGGAGCUGCUUAGACAAGAGUACAAGGAAAUGAAGGCUCUCAUUGAUGCUUCAGAAGCCAAUGCAACACGAAAGAUCAAGGAAGAGGAGAAGAGGGUCAGCAGCAAGUUUGACACCAUCUACCAGAUCCUCCUCAAGAAGAAGAGUGAGAUCCAGGCUGCAAAAGAGGAGAUGGAAUUUGCCCUGACUAAGGGCGGGGAUGAGUUCGAGUUUCUGGAGAAAGCGGCAAAACUGUACAGAAUAACCACGAAGUCAGUCUACAUCCCCAAGGUGGAGCUGAAUCAUGAGCUGAUCCGAGGUGUCUGCCAGGGCUCUUCAGACCUCAAAAAUGAGCUGAAACGGUCUGUCCAGCAAUUCCAGGACAAAAAAUCUGAGGCAGCCCCUGGCACAGGGGAAUCUGGAGAACUUGGUGCAGUGUUCCUAGGCAAACCUGGCCCUCAGAAGAAGGUCCCAAGGGAAUCUGGAGAACUUGGUGCAGUGUUCCUAGCCAAACCCGGCCAUCAGAAGAAGGUCCCAAAAGAAGAAAAGAAGACCAAGAAACCUUCUGCUGCUGCUAGUGCCGCCUCACCCACAGUGAGAGCCCAACAGCCAGUGGACUCAAAACAAGCUGGCCAAGAUGCCCAAACCACCACCUUGCCGCCAAAUGUGGCAGCUUUCAAGGCCAAGAUGCUAGAGACCUUCUUAACCAAAACCAGAGCUGAGCUCCUGGAAUAUUCUGUCAGAGUCAUCCUGGACUACAACACUGCACACAACAAGGUGGCUCUGUCAGAGAACUACAGCGUAGCCUCUGUGGCUGACCCGCCGCUGCACUACCGGCCACACCCCCAGAGAUUCGUCUACUGCUCUCAGGUGUUGGGCCUGAACUGCUACAAGAAGGGGAUCCACUACUGGGAGGUGGAGCUGCAGAAGAACAACUUCUGUGGCGUGGGCGUCUGCUACGGCAGCAUGGAUCGGCAAGGCCUAGAGAGUCGGCUUGGCCGCAACAGCGCCUCCUGGUGUGUAGAGUGGUUCAACACCAAGAUUUCCGCCUGGCACAACAACGUGGAGAAAACGCUUCCCUCCACCAAAGCCACCAAAGUCGGUGUCCUUCUCAACUGUGACCAUGGCUUCGUCAUUUUCUUUGCGGUUGUCGAGAGUAAGAUCCACCUGAUGUAUAAGUUCAAAGUGGACUUUACCGAAGCUCUGUACCCAGCCUUCUGGGUGUUCUCUGCUGGUGCCACACUAUCCCUCUGCAACCCCAACUAGGAAGCUCACAGAUACCCCCGACUCCAUGACCUCCUCUGGCUCCCCAAUACUCAAGUGAAAAAUGCUUCAGGUGCAACUCUCUUAGAGAUCUUCUCUGAGGGUUCCCAGGGAUUGAAAGGACUUGGGGGAGAGAUGAGAUAGGAGAUAUUUAACCAAGAAAUGGGGUGGGGGUUAUUGUGAGCAGAGAAGCAUUUCUGACUUUUGAUACUCUUCGGGGCAGGGUGACCCCUCUCUUCUUGGUUCUGGUAGAUCUGUGGACAGCUGGGCAGCUGGGCGGGGCCUAAGGGAAGAAUGUCUUUAUUGUCUUUAUCCUCCUGUAGAGAAUCCAUGGCCCACUGCACUUCUUUCUCCACGCUGCACUUCUUUCUCCACUUAACUGCCUGUUUGCUCCGUGGAGUAGCCUUCAGAUCUUCAGAUUACCCUCUACAGAGCUGUUCAACUCUGUAUAGCUAUUUUAUAACUACAAAGUCACUGAAUUUCAUUAUACCACACACACACACACACACACACACACACACACACUGGUAUGUGAGGUGAAUAUUUAGACUCCUGGUCAUUUUCUGUGCUUGAACAAAACUGUAGAUAGCAAACCUCUACCCAGACCAGAGCUUCCUUAGAAAACAAGUCUUCAUCAUUCACUGGAAAGCAGCUUAUUUUUCCCUUCCUAAUGUGCAUGCCCUGCCAUCCCACAGUGGUGGGGGGGGGGGGGACGGGAGAGGGGAAUUAGAAAUGUUAACUCAAAUGGAAAUCUCACAUCUAAGGCUAUAAACCGUGGUCUGUGUCAGCCUGUGUUGAAUUUGUGAUUCAAGGUCAAGGUGACCCCAGUGCAGUUAGAUGAUACUCCUCGCACUCCCAAGCAGUAUGGAUACACUUAGCAGUGAUGCUUGGGCUGCAGCUCCAGAGCCUAGUUAGUGACCUUUCCAUCUUGGGCUUUGGUGCAAAGAACUGCACUGGGCAUAAGGGCCCCUGACCUGGGUACACAGGAAUGUGCUGACUUUGCUCCUAUCAGAGUGUCUUGUCUUCAAACUGAGAAAGCCCCACUGCUUUGGAGGUGAGCUGUUGGGCUUGCUGGUGUAGGUGAUGCCACAGCCAGCACAGUGUGAGCAGACUGCCAGCUGGAUACCAAAGCCUGUUUGUCACACAAGCCAUGUGUGGCUCAGGGACCAUAGUAGGCAGUCUGGGGGAACUGCCUACAGCCAGAAGGGCCUGAUAGCAGAUCCUGGGAAACGAUGAUAUUUCCCGUUCAUUCUUUGCUCCAGGGUCACAGCUUCCCAAGAGUUAGAAACUUGUCUCCCUGGCUUGAGCUCUUGCUGUCUUCCUCACUCUGCCAGUUGGGAUGUGCAGAUUGAUCUGGCAUUGUAAGGAAAACUUUUAAGGACCAGGGAGGGUAAAAGCUGUAAAUAUCAAGCACGAGAGCCUAUCUUCCUGCACGGUUUCUGUGCAGUGAAAAUGGCCCCAGUUCAUUACAGGGUUAGUGACCACUAAGAGGCAGUAAUGGGUCGAUUGCAAGGAUUCCCUCCAAAUCCCUAUAUCCUGGUGUCAGGAUGUAAGUGUCCAUGCCUGCAGUGGGAGAGAUUUAACCUUUUAAUGGUGGAAUGAGUCCAGCUCUUGACCUUCCCAAAAGGAGAGUUCAGGUCAGACUCCUUGUAAUAUGAAAAAGAGAUCGCUAUUGGGGAAAUGAGACCCCCAGACCUUUUCAUAUGGAUAUUUGAGAACUUAACUCAUCUCUGGGGUUGUGUUGGAAUUCCGGGGUGUUCCACACAUGGCCAGAACACCUAGUCUUCCUGAUAGAUGUGUUGAUCUAUGUCAUCUCCUCUGAGGACUUUCACUUGAGACAGAUGAUCUGUGUAGGGAAGAUAUAUCUUAUAGUAGCUCAGGUGUGUGUGUGUGUGUGUAUUUCAAUUUUUCUUUCUUUGCUGCUGGAAAGAAAAGUUCUUUGGUGACUCUUUUCUGUUCUUGGAGAUGGUUAACAAAUAUCUUCAAGGGUUAGAGAGCUAGCUCACCAGGUAGGGAAUAUGCCUUGCCUUGCCUUGCCUUGCAUACAGGCCAGGUUUGAACCCUGGUAAAACACAAGAGUGCCAUAGAAUGGGGAGGAGUGGGGAAUGCUGCCAUGCUGUGAUUUCUCUGUUUCUCUCCUCAGAUGAAAAAGUUAAUCCGGGGGGCAGUGAAAUUGAUCAGCCAUGAGUCCUACUGCGACUCUCUCUGCAGAAAUGAGGCCAGCAGAGGGCUUUCUCCCAUGAAUAUGCAGCUCAUGAUAGGGAAAUAUGAGUCCUUGUGUUUACAAGAGAGGCAAGUAGGUCACCCAAGGUGGGCUCUGUGCAGGGUGCUUAGAGAUGUGUACUGAGGCGCACAGCCUUACUACUCAGUCUCACAUUCCCUCUCCUUGCAGGGCUACUGCUGGUUUUAGAGUCAGGCCAACCUCUGUAUUCAUCUGACUCGUUUUGCAGAAUAAGUCAGAUGCUAGGUAAGAGGAUGACUCCAUUCAUUAUUUUUACCGUACCGUAAGGGGGCAGAUGAAUGCCUUCUAGAGUGUGUGAGGGAUUGGCACCUUGGAGAAGUGUCAGAAACUCUCCAAAACACAAAUGUAAAGAAGACUACCCCAGACCUAGGGUCAGGAGCUAUCAAUCACAUGAUAAAUCACUGGUUUGCUACAUAUUUUUUCCUACUCAAGAAUGGUUGGUUGAAUCCUCCAUCUUAAUUACUUUGAAGUUAAUCUGUAAUUAAUCUAAUGAUGUAUAAUGAACACAUACGUAAUGUCAUGCCUUAUUCUGCUGUUCCCUCCCCCACACAACCCUUGCUAUUGAUAUUAAUUAGGGGUAUUUGAAUUGUUACUUCUUGAGCUUAAUGUAUUUUUAGAGUUGAUUCUUUAGGAAAUAAGACUAUAGAGAUUGUUAUUGUGAAACUCAUGAGAAGUGCUAGGCCCCAGUGGUCAGGGAGAAUAGGUCAAGUGGUACAGCAUGGAACACUCACGCGCAAGGCCCCUGUUCUAAGCUCUGGCAUCCCAUGUAUGGGAGUGGUGCUCUGGUUUCUCUCAGUGUGACACUUGCUCUGUUUGACAUAAAAUAAAAAUAAAAUCUUUAAAAAAAUAACUGGGGCAGGUGGGGGAGAUAGCUUAAUGGUUAUGCAAACAAACUUGCAUGCCUGAAGCUCCCAGGUUUAGUCUCCCACACCAUCAUAAACCAGAACUGAGCAGUGUUCUGGUAAAAGAAAACAACAAAAAAAACCUGGGGCAAGGUAGUGGCACACUGGGUUAAAAGCAUAUAUUACCAUGUGCAAGGCCCUGGGUUCAAGCCCCCAGUCCCCACCUGCAGGGAGGAAGCUUCACAAAUGCUUCACAAAUACAGUACUGCAGGUGUCUCUCUAACCCUUCCAUCUCAUUUUUUUAUUUCUGUCUCUAACAAAUGAAUAAAAUAUUUCUUAAAAAUGCUAAGUCCAAGGUUGGCUGACAUGCCUUAGAUGCCCUGAACAUAUAACCAAGCAGUGCUUGGUAAUCUUUCUUGUAGUCCAGUGACUACUAACUGAGAACCUCAGGCAGUCUAGGCUCCACCCAGCUGCUUUCAGUGUACAAGUCUUCAAUCACUGUAGCCUAGUUAGAGUGUUCUGGGCUUUGCUUUAGGGUAAUGUGAACAUGGGAAGAGAGUCAAAUGCUGAUAAAUCAGCUUUGCAUACGGGUAAGAGUUGCAGGAUGGUUGGAUUUGAGGUAGAAUAAAGAACUUGAUCCUUUUCCUGAUGGAGAGGCUGUAAAAUAUUAGAAUCUCUUGAGUAUUAGGUGUGUUUUUGUUACUCAUAAUGACCUUGUGUCACAUCUGAGUUUCCGGGGUCUGAGCCACCGGAAAGACUAGGUCUCAGAGGGUUGAGAUUUUGAGCCAGCUUGACCUCCAGGGAGGUUGAGUGGAAUCACGUGGCUGAUGAUUCAAUCAGCAACGACAAUGCAAUGAAGACCUGGCAAAACUUCUGGACACUGAAACACGUCUGAUCGCGUGGCUGUGCCACAGGGAGAGGACACAGAGCUCUGCAUUCGGGACCUUCUUAAGCUCCAAUCUGUGUGGCUCUUAAUUUGGUUGAUUUUGAUUUGUAUCCUUUCCAAUAAAAAGACAAUUGUAACACUU
Molecule: messenger RNA, 6438 nt
Organism: Erinaceus europaeus (western European hedgehog)
Lineage: Eukaryota; Metazoa; Chordata; Mammalia; Eulipotyphla; Erinaceidae
Gene: TRIM25
Product: tripartite motif containing 25
Exons: 10
Coding region: 374-2329 (651 amino acids)
Molecular function (GO): protein binding
Source: RefSeq, a predicted model, not a curated record